This is a messenger RNA of Emys orbicularis (European pond turtle), 4035 nucleotides long. It is a transcript of the gene KANK1, whose product is annotated as KN motif and ankyrin repeat domains 1. NCBI's taxonomy places the organism in Eukaryota, Metazoa, Chordata, Testudines, Emydidae. The coding region runs from base 430 to 4035 and encodes 1201 amino acids. The transcript has 11 exons. The record is from RefSeq and is a predicted model, not a curated record. Gene Ontology annotation, biological process: negative regulation of actin filament polymerization. Gene Ontology annotation, molecular function: protein binding. Gene Ontology annotation, cellular component: cytoskeleton; cytoplasm.
AAAGAGGAAGGUGUUCUGAGUGGAGAAGAUGACAAAGAACAGAAAGAUCCCUAUUUUGUGGAAACUCCUUACGGCUACCAGUUAGACUUGGAUUUUCUCAAGUAUGUGGAUGAUAUACAAAAGGGAAACACGAUUAAGAAAUUAAAUAUCCAGAAGAAGAGGAAACUAGUACCAACUUUUACAGGUACCAAGAACUCCAGUGGCCAAUACAGUGGGUGGACCUCAACAGAGUCUCUCUCUUCAUCAAACAGUGAUGAGAAUAAGCAGUCCUCCUUUGCAGCAAGAAAUCAAGUAGCAUCGUCUGUCACUGCAAGGCCAUCAGUUUCCUUUGAAGCCUCUCCUACCUUCUUAACCAUUCCUGAGAGCAGACAACUUCCCCCUCCUUCACCACAGCUUCCUAGGCACAAUCUUCAUGUAACAAAAACUCUCAUGGAAACCCGGAGAAGACUGGAACAGGAGAAGGUUAUAAUGCAGGUGACUCCAGGGGAUGUCCGCAGGCCCAGGCUUUCCAGCUUUGGAGGCUUGGGCUCAGCAAGCUCCCUUCCUUCCUUUGUAGGAUCUAGUGGACACAAUCAGAUGUCUCAACAGCUUCAAAAUGGGUACCAGGGUAAUGGAGACUAUAAUGUCUAUCUUGCUUCCUCUUUGGGCAGCUCCAUCCGUCAUAGCCCAUUGAGUUCAGGAAUAUCAACCCCUGUGACCAAUGUGAGCCCAGUGCAUCUGCAGCAUAUCAGGGAACAAAUGGCAGUUGCCCUCAAACGCCUCAAGGAGCUUGAGGAACAAGUCAAAACUAUUCCUGUGCUCCAGGUCAAGAUUUCAGUAUUACAGGAAGAGAAAAGACAGAUGAUGGCGGAACUCAAAAGCCAAAGAAUACCCAAUCAAAAUGACACUUAUGGCUUCAGAAAGCGAUCUUAUAGUGCGGGAAACGCAGAGCAAUGGGGACAUCUGUCUCAGGUCAGAAGAGGAGGUGAAUUAUAUAUAGACUGUGAGGAAGAAGUGGAGCAGAACUCUCAGAGGACAGAGGAGUUUAGGCAAUUGACUUUUGAAAUGCAAGCAUUAGAGAGAAAAAUCCAGGACAGCAACUAUGAAAUCCCAUCUAAUCUUCGGACAAACAGAGAAAAUAUAACAAAAGAAAGCAAGUCGGUUGCUGUGGGUGCUGAUGAAAAUAUGAAUGAUGUGGUUAUCUAUAACAGGUCUUCCCGGCCAUGCAUGGAGGUAGCUGUGGGAACAGAGACAGAAACUAGAGAUUCUGGGGUUGGGGUGACAGAGGUGAUGCUUGGCAUCACCACAGAAGCUGAAAAAGAAAUAGAGCUUCAGCAACAGACCAUUGAAGCCCUAAAGGGGAAGAUCUACAGACUUGAGGUUCAAUUAAAAGAAACUACUCAUGAUAGGGAAAUGACCAAAUUAAAACAAGAGCUGCAGGCAGCUGGAUCUAGGAAAAAAGUGGAUAAAGCAUUGAUGGCUCAACCUCUGGUUUUCAGCAGAAUGGUGGAAGCUGUAGUACAAACAAGAGACCAAAUGGUAGGAGAUCAUGUGGAUGUUGCUGACUCCUGUGUGGGGAACCAUCUACAAAUGAGAGAUAUUGGAAUCUCCUGCAGGCCUAAUUUGCAGAGUACAGCUGUGGGUCCAGAACUGCUAAUGAAUCGGUGGCUUGUGAAGGAGAGAGCAGACAUGCGUGACCAAUGCACGGGGAGAUCUACUGAGAUGUGCGACAAGAAUGUGGGCACAGAAAUGAGUGUUUGUGAAACUGGCAUCAACACUGAAGAGUCUGUGGAUAAUUUGAGUCUCUGCAAGACAGAAGCGGAAAUCAAGGAAGUACGGUCGAUAGGUUGUGGAGAUUGUUCAGUGAAUGUGACUGUUUGUCCACCAAAGGAGUGUGUGUCCCGCAGCACAAACACAGAGGUUGUUUGCAAAGUAGAAUCUGCAGUUAUGGCAGUGCCUCAGACAGCUACCCAGCAAACCAGUACAGUAUUGGCAAUGGUGAACCAGUUCACCAAUACAGAAACCGCUUCUCUGAUGGAUUCCAGCACAAACACCAUUUUGAACACUUACGAUAAACAGACUAACACUGUGAAUGUCGAGAUGCGGACUGUAGCAGUGGGAGAUGGUCGGGUAAAGGACAUAAACACAUCUGCCAAAACUCGUUCUGUUGGAGUGGGAACCUUGCUUUCUAGUGACUCUAGCUUUGACAAGCCAUCUGUGAUAAAGACCAAGGAUUGUGGAGUAGGGCAGAUAAACAUUCAUGAGAACUAUCUUGUUGGUCUUAAAAUGAGAAAUAUUGCGUGUGGUCCACCGCCAUUGUCUAUUGUGUCAGCCAGUACCAGAAGCAUUGGUGUUGGGGAUGAGCCUGUGUAUGAACCUGUGAGCAUUUUAGUGGAAAGUCCUCUCCCUCCACCUGAAAUGAGGACUGGCUUGGAUCACUACAUUGAGCAAGUACAGAAGCUGCUGCAGGAACAACAGAUGCUGCUAGCUGAAAACUACAGUGAACUGGCAGAAGCGUUCGGAGAACCACACUCGCAAAUUGGGUCUCUUAAUUCUCAGCUCAUAAACACCCUUUCGUCCAUCAACUCUGUCAUGAAAUAUGCAAGCACUGAGGAGCUGCGGAACUUAGACGUCCAGAAACAAUGUAUGGACAGAAGUGCUACCCCAGAGUCAGCAUUGCUGAGAGAUGCUAACCUGGAGUACAUCCCACAUGGUCAGCUUGCUAGUGCAUGCUUGACUUCUAGCUCCCGGACACUGAAAUUUGAACAGGAGGCUGGAACCAUCCAAGAGGAGAAGAUGAUUGCCACAGUAGAAAGAGGAUGGGGAAAGAAAUCCUUGUCUUCUCAAGACAAUGCAAUACCUCCGAUUAAUCUAACAGAUGACCAGCUUGCCUCUGGCCUCUAUGUAUGUGCAAAUAAUGAAAGUACACUGAAGUCCAUCAUGAAGAAAAGGGAUGGGGAAAAGGAUUUGAACGGUGCAAAGAAGAAUCUGCAAUUUGUCGGUAUAAAUGGAGGGUAUGAAACCACAUCAAGUGACGAGUCUAGUUCAGAAGAGAGUUCUUCCUCAGAGUCGGAUGAUGAGUGUGAAGGCAAUGAGUAUUCCCACCAGGAGCAGAGGCGCAGCCUGCAUAAGAUGGAAGGAGGACAUCAUGAGCUUAAUGCUGAAGAUGUUGGGUGUGUUGGGGUGGAUGAAGAGGUGCAGGCUCAAGAGAGUGAGCCUGAGAAGGUUGAAAUCAGAGAAAGGUAUGAAUUAAGUGAAAAGAUGUUGUCUGCAUGUAAUCUACUUAAAAGCAACCUAGAUGAUCCCAAGGCCUUAGCCAGCAAAGAUAUGAGAUUUUGUUUAAAUACCAUCCAGCAUGAGUGGUUUCGUGUAUCAAGUCAAAAGUCAGCUGUUCCUGCAAUGGUUGGAGACUACAUAGCUGCUUUUGAAGAGCUUUCUCCCCCUGUCCUCAGACACAUAAUCAACAUGGCAGAUGGGAAUGGCAACACAGCUCUCCAUUACAGUGUGUCACACUCUAACUUUGAGAUUGUAAAGCUGCUUUUGGAUGCAAAUGUUUGUAACGUAAAUCAUCAGAACAAGGCUGGCUAUACCCCCAUCAUGCUGGCUGCUCUUGCAGCUGUGGAGGCUGAGAAAGACAUGCGAAUAGUGGAAGAACUCUUCGGCUGUGGGGACGUGAAUGCUAAAGCCAGCCAGGCCGGCCAAACUGCUCUGAUGCUGGCAGUAAGUCAUGGACGGAUAGACAUGGUUAAAGCUCUGCUGGCCUGUGGUGCAGAUGUCAAUAUCCAGGAUGAUGAGGGCUCCACUGCUCUGAUGUGUGCUAGUGAACAUGGACAUGUAGAGAUUGUGAAGCUCUUGCUGGCUCAAUCCGGAUGUAAUGGCACCCUGCAGGACAAUGAUGGCAGCACAGCACUUUCGAUAGCCCUGGAAGCUGGACACAAGGACAUAGCAGUUCUUCUUUAUGCUCAUGUAAACUUUUCCAAACCCCAGUCACCGAGUACACCUAGGCUCAGCAGAAAGACAUCUCCUGGUCCUACCCGCAGAGCCACGUUUGAUUAG